AUGUAUUCUUGUUCAAGUCACAUACACUUUUGCAUUUUCAAGGCGGGCUUUUGUUUCAGUAUCGGCAUCGGCCCAGUAGCCUGGUUUAUUGGUACGGAACUAGCUGGAUCGGGAGCUCAAGCUCGUGUGCAAUCGCUUUCCAUUUCGGCACAAUAUGUCACUUCAUUCGCUUGUCCAGUCAUCUAUUCACCACUGGAGCAACUUAUUGGACCAUUUAGUUUUUCACUUUUCAUUAUUCCUUUGACAGUCACGACGUUCUGGAUUUACUACUAUAUGCCGGAAACACGAAAUCGCAGCCCAGAGCAGAUUCGGAGCUUGCUGGAAGCUGGAAAAAGGCGGUUUUAG
Messenger RNA from Gongylonema pulchrum, 345 nucleotides. The record is from the annotation of a GenBank genome assembly. NCBI's taxonomy places the organism in Eukaryota, Metazoa, Nematoda, Chromadorea, Rhabditida, Gongylonematidae.